Molecule: messenger RNA, 633 nt
Organism: Solanum verrucosum
Lineage: Eukaryota; Viridiplantae; Streptophyta; Magnoliopsida; Solanales; Solanaceae
Product: probable carbohydrate esterase At4g34215
Exons: 4
Coding region: 1-633 (210 amino acids)
Source: RefSeq, a predicted model, not a curated record
AUGGCGUUGCUUAUGAUUAUGGUUUUAUCCUAUUUUACAGCUAUAGCAAAUUCACAGGUGAAGAACAUCUUCUUACUAGCUGGACAAAGCAACAUGUCGGGCCUAGGAGGUGUCGUGAACAACACAUGGGAUGGUAUCGUUCCACCGGAGUGUAGCCCAAAUCCAGCCAUCCUCAAACUUGAUGCCAAACUUCAAUGGGUGGAGGCAACUGAACCUUUACAUGCAGAUAUCGACGCGAAUGUUACUUGUGGGAUUGGUCCAGGUAUGCCCUUCGCAAAUUCUUUGUUGAAUAAAACUUCGCUUCUUGGGGAAGUAGGGUUGGUACCAUGCGCAAUGGCGGGGAACAGAAUAAGUCAAUGGCAAAAGGGGACUUUCCUUUACAAUCAGCUGGUGAUGAGAGCCAAGGCUGCUACAGUGCAAGAAUGUGGGGUAACUAGAGCUAUGCUUUGGUAUCAAGGGGAGAGUGACACAACGUUACUGAGUAAUGCAAAUGCUUAUAAAGGAAAAAUGCAACAAUUUUUCACUGACUUGAGAAGUGAUGUUGGGAUACCAGAUCUUUUGAUUAUCCAGGUGGCUCUAGCUUCAGGAACAAAUUUCACAGAUAUAGUAAGAGAAGGGUUUGGAGUUGCAUAA